Molecule: messenger RNA, 2160 nt
Organism: Oncorhynchus kisutch (coho salmon)
Lineage: Eukaryota; Metazoa; Chordata; Actinopteri; Salmoniformes; Salmonidae
Product: keratin-associated protein 19-2-like
Exons: 2
Coding region: 139-717 (192 amino acids)
Source: RefSeq, a predicted model, not a curated record
UCUGGAGGUUAAAGAGACCCGACAGUCACCUACCAUCACACACACAGGAUUGAGCCAAGAGGACAACAGGACUAGCAACGGACAUCCUCUGACCUGUCUGUGAUUUUCUUCAGCUCUUCGCCAACUUCUACAGGGAACAUGAUGGUUGGCCAACAGAGACUUCUCCUCACCGUGGCAACCUGCCUAUUUCUCCUAGCAACCCUAUGCCCCACCUUAGAGGCUCGUCGUGGUGGGAGCUUCGGACGUAGUGGCGGUGGGGGGUGGGGAGGUAGUAGACGUGGAGGUAGCGGUUACCCUCGUCAAGGUGGAGGCACGGGAUACCGACCAAUGCCAUCCUCGAGCGGACCGGCAUACCGACCAAUGCCUGCCCAGAGUGGAGGCUCCAGUGUGGGGAAGAUGGCAGGGGCUGCUGCUGCUGGUGCCGUGGGGGGAGCAAUGCUGGGCAGUGCCCUGAGUCGUCCUGGCUAUGGAGGAGGAUAUGGGGGGUAUGGAGGAGGUUAUGGAGGAGGUUAUGGAGGUGGUUAUGGAGGAGGCUAUGGGGGGUACCCCAGAGGUGGAGGGUAUGGCCCCAGGCCUGUUGGCUAUGAGGGACCAGAGGGCUCUGGGGAUAUGGAGUACUACUAUGGAGCUUCCAGCGGGCCCAUCUAUAACAGCAUCAUCGUCAUCAUUGGGUCACUAAUGUCACUGGUGAUGGGGCACUGGAUGGGAGUGAUGUAGAGAUAAAGUGAACAGAAAGAGAGGGAUAGAGUCACAACUAAAGAUAGACCAAGACCAUGUGUAUAUAAAGACUCUUGAGACCAAGACUAGACUCUGACCCCAGACCCAGACCAAGACCUUGGGUAUUGAGUCCCAAACCAUGACUGAACACUAAUCUCACAGGUUGUGAUUCCAUCUAAUUUGAUUUGCAGGUGUAGUGGAGCAAAUACACUUCCUGUAUAGCUCCCUGAUCCAGAAACACACUGAUGCAUAUUCCUUGUCAACUAACUAUUUGCACAACAUUUGUUUUCUGAGACAUACUUAAACAACAUACACAUAUCUAGUGUGAUAAUUUACCUUCCAGUCGAGCACUCACUACCUCAAUAACACAUGAUUUACUUUAUAUUUUCUUUACCAUGGUUGCUAUCAACACUUUAAUAUUGCCAUGCUGUGGGCAUACAGUAUAAAGGUAAAUAUUUAUUUGAAAUAGUCCCGUUAAAACAGGUUUAAUUUAUUUCAACACCUGGUAGAACACUGGCAGCGUUUGGAUUUGGAUUUGUAAAUUCUGUAUAUUGUACAAUUCUAUGAAUUUAAUUUUGUUUCCAUUAUUUUUCUUACUUUAUUAAAUAGGCUGUGUGGUGGAGUGUAUAAAUUCUAGUAUGAUCCAAAAGGUUUUUGUUUUGGUGUCAUUUGAUGUAUUUUUCCUGUGGGGUUAUUCCAAUCAGACUGUGAAGAGGAACUACCAUCAGCUCAUUAAAAUGAGAAUGGGUCAGUUCAGAUAGAAGUAAUAUUUAGAUUAGGCUUUUGAUGACAGACUAAACAUUAAAAGUCAUGUCAGUACCUGAACAACAACCAACAGUCAAUCAAGGAUGGUUCUUGAAGGCAGAUUGGAUUCUAGAAUCUGAAAUCUGUUCUUGGGAAUCUGUGAAUGGCUGUAUCUAGGCCAUUCAUUGAAGUGGAUCUCCGUUAAAAAUAAGAUUAGGAACCCGAUUCACACAGUGGAGGUAUUCAUUGCCAUGGUAAAGGGUUUUUAGACUGCCCAGAGUAUCAUUGGGCUGCAAUGCUAUUGUUAUGACACAUAUGUUAACAUGUGCCAGGUAUGUUGGUCAGCAGUCAAUAAUAGGAUGUCCCAUGACUAAACACUCAUUGUGUGAUCCUGUUACUGUGGAAGAUCUCGUGGCUGGCAGGCUGUAAUACAGUCACUUCAUCACCAGGUGGAGACAUGAGAGAACUGGAAGAAUACUGGUUACCUGUUAGUUAACCCCAUAGGUCUGUUUCAUUAUGGAAAUGAUCCUCCUAACAACUCUAUCUCACUCAUGCAAUUAUGGAUGGUAGACCUACAACGUGCUACUUGCUACUGCCCUGAUUAUCUGGAGGAACAGUAUGUUGAUAUUUAUUGACUUGUUAUAUUAAUAAUGUUGAUCAUGAUUAUUGCAGAAAAUAAAGUGAGAACUCUAGAGAGAA